CGAGGACUGUGGCUUACAAACACAUGUCACCGACCUAUCCUGGGCCGGUCGGACGCUGAUUGGUCGGAUCAGAGUCAAAUGAGCGCGCUCGCCCGCGCAGCGCAGCCAAUGGGCGCUCGUCGUGGCUCUCACACAAGCGGGGCACGUGUAGAGACGCACAUGCCGUCCCUCGCUGGAAAGUGAAGCGCUUGGAGAAAAAAGGGAAGGAGAGGAGGAAGCUCAAAUCAGCACCAGAGAAACAGAAGCGACUGGACUUCGGAGACGGGGCGGUGAGCUCUCCGAUCGGUAAAAGCGACAGAGGAGCUGCGACUCGAACGGAGGAAACGACCGCGGAGCUUCAGUUGUUCAGCCGGAGGGUCUUCACCGCGAGAAAAACACAAGUGAUGCAGUCACUUGGCAGUUCCUCCGAAUGGCCAUCGAAAGCCGCCCUCUCUUCCACCACACGCUUGGUGUUCAGUGAGAGUGACCAGACGGAGGACGACUCCUCAUCCGAGGCCUCUUCAGAGGGAGUGGUUGAGGCUGGUUUGGGCAAGCCCAGCCCUGCACCCUUCACCACAGAGCUCCCACAGAGUCCUGAGCCACGUUCAGGCUGUGGAGAUCAGCGAGGUUCCACAGUUGAGAGCGACCAGACGGGGCUCUGCCACAGAUCCCCAGCAUAUGCUGGUCUGACCUCAGUAUCGGCUCCUAGGGCUCCGACAGAGGGAGACUUGGCCUUUUCUCGCAAAUGUGCAGAGCUAAGUGGUUAUGUUAGGCCACUCCUGGAUCUCCUGAAUGGAUUGAAAACGGGGAGAUAUGACAAAGGUCUGAGCACAUUCCAGCAAAGCGUUGCCAUGGACAGAUUGCAAAGGAUUGCUGGGAUUCUGCAAAAACCUCAUCUAGGGGAGAAGUAUCUGCGCACCCUUCUGCAGCUGGAGAUGAUGUUAAAGGUUUGGUUUCCUCAGGUGGUAUCCUGCAACCCAAAUUCCACCCCACUGUCCCAAAGCUCCACUGCCAGCACACAACCACGCUGGCAUCAGAACCAGCUGCCCGUGAAGAAACGUCGAUUAAGUUGGUCUGACUCAGAGUCUCAAAGCCCGGCCCCACCAAACUGCAAACUCUCUCGAGACAAAGAGCCAGAGCAGAGUCCCAGUCUGACCACCUCUAGCACACACCCAGAAGACACGGUUUCUAGAAGCCGAGGACCAGUGAUUUCAGAUUCAGAAGGUGGGAGCUGCUCAGACACGCAGGAUUGUUCCGUUUCUUCCACCACCACUACUUCAGACCCAUGCCAGUCAACUGGAAGACAAGAGGCAGCAGUUCCCCUGCACAGCCACGAUCAGGUUCAAGGUGUGAAUGUGGUGGAGACAAAAAGGAGAGCUGGGAAGUGGCUGAACUUCUGUAAUUGUACUUCAACAUCUUGAGCAGCAAAAGGAGUCGCUGAAACGCAUGGAAAAAGAUACUGGAACAUUCUGCCAUUAUAUGCUUUACAUGCUAUAGACUUCACCCAUUUGCUGCCAUGACAAACUGGUCAAUCUAAGGAAUAGCACAAACCACCUUAACCACCUUCAGCUGGAAUUGUAAACCACCACACUGAGUGCAAAACCAAGUGACCGAUGAAAGUGUAGAUUUUGUUUUUAAAGGAAAAAAACAACUAAAAGUUGAUGCAACAGCAGGUUUUUAAAAUUGAAUUCUGACUUGAAGACACUGGACUCACUGAAAGCCUUAAUCCCUAGAGCUAGUACAUCGUUGCUGAGCAGAUUCCUUCACCAUAACUUGAUGUGUAUUUAUUCAGUGGCAAGAACGUCAUUUUGGUUAUUUUAAAAGGUGUGACAAGUGGCUGUUGUAUAAUGUUUUAGUGUAAUAUGAAAUACAGAGGACAUUGGAGUGAGACAACUUUCAUUACCAAAUACAGUUAAUACAACUUGCACAUGUAUAGUGUACUGCACAUCUUGGUGUUUUUUUUUUUAAUAGGAGGGUUCAGUAUUUAUUUGCUCAUUUAAGAAAAGUUCAUUGUGUUUUUAUUUGCAAAAAUUUUAAACCAUUGUGCUGGAAAAAGCUAGUUUGUUUAGCUGCCCUGUGCAAACUACAAUUUAUCUGUAUGUAUGUGUGUAUGUAUGUACAUUUUUUUUAAAUUAGAGCACACAUUCAACUUGAUACACAUUGAACUCUUUUUCUUCAUGCAGGACCAUGCUAAUGGACCGAUUUUACGUUUGUAAGCAAGCUCUGGCCAAAGAGCACGGCUUUAAGAAUUUCAGUAGGAGUCGAGAUCCAUCCAGAACUCCACACUGUUUAAAUGUGAAACCAGGGGUCUGUCUCAUGAUGCAAAAUUUAUGGCUUAGCCAGCUAAUUUGCUUAACUUAAUCUAACCGUAGAUUUUCUGUCUCUGGAGUCACUUUUAUAACACUGCUCUCACCAUAGCCUGUUAUGCUGCACUCCUAACCUGCUCCAGGGCAUGUUAAGUUUGGGAGUUCAGGUCAUAAACAGCUCUUGGACCAAUCAAGGCUGAGCUUCUGACCAAUCAGGGACGGCUUUCUGACGGAGUCGGGCCCCUUUGAAACAUUUGUGGCAUAAAUCACGCUGAAAAUGUAGGAAGCAAAUCAUAAUACAUAGAUAUCAACAACAUAAACCUAAUAAGCAAAUGUGGGCAGUGGCAACAGUAUUGCUUUUUCCUUUUAGAAAUAACUUUUACGUCUGCUUGAGAUUUAUUUUUUCUUCUUUGAGAAACAAUCCACUCACCAACAUCACGUACAUACACGUGCAGGAUUAAUCCUAGCUUGUGUCUCUAAACGAGGGUUAACAGAAGGUGUUAAAGUGGAUUUUUCAAAAUGUGUACAUAUUUUAAUUAAGAUGUAACUAACAUACAAACCCAGUUCCAAAAUAGUUGGGACAGUAUGUGACAUGCCAAUGACAACAGAAAGCAGUAAUUAGUCAAUUCAAUUGAUAUAAAGUUGAAAAUGGUACAAAAAAUACUUUGUGUAUUUACAAAAAAACAACAUUCAUUAUCAAAUUUGAUGAUGGCAACAUGUUUUUAAAAAGUUGGAACAGGAGGCUUUUUCUACUUUUGCAUCACCUUUUAACAGCACUUAAUAAUCUUUUGGGGACUGAAGAGACACUGUGUGAAAUUGUAAUUUCCUUCAGCUGUGCAACCAUAUGGGGCAUUCAUUUUGUAUUUUGCACACAUUUCCAAUGGGAGGCGAUUCAGGACUGCAGGCAGGCCAGUCUAGCACCUGCACUGAUUCCAUGAUCGGAUUGAUGAUUGCAUCUGAUUACGCAGCCCUGCUGUUGUAAUGUGCAGAAUGUGCCAUGGUGUUGACAUCUUGAAAUAAGCAUGGACAUCCCUGAAAAGACAGCAUAUGUUGGUCCAGAAUGUGCUCAGCAUUAAUGGUACAUUUGCAGAUUACCGACUAAUACCUUCUACCCAUACAUGACAGACCCUGACUUUUUAACUCUGUACUGGUAGCAAUCUGGAUGGUUCUUUCCUUCUUCAGUCUAGAGAACACGACAUAUUAUUUCCAUAAACAGUCUGAAAGAUUAACUCAUCAGAUCACAAUAGACAUUUCCACUGUGCAUUUCAGAUGAGCUCAAGCCCAGAGAAGUUGGCAGCGUUUCUGGACUCUGUUCACAAAUGACUCCUGCUGUACAUAUUCCAGUUCUAACUUGCAUUUGUGGAUGCAGCAACAGUCAGUAUUUAACCACAAUGAUUUGUCAAAGUUUUUCCGAGCCUCUAUGUUGAUAUCCAUCAAAGAAACAUGUUGGUUUUUAAAGCAGUGCCAUCUGGGGGAUCAAGGGUUCUAUACAUUCUUACACACUGUGUAAGAGCUUUAUCUGAAUUCCUCAAAUUUUUUAGUGUUAUGCACUGAAGAGGUUGAAAUACCUAAAAUCCUUGUCACUUGCUGAGGAGCGUUCUUGUUAAACUGUUGGGUUUUUUUUUUCUGAGACAUUUUAAUCAGAAUGAUGAGCCUUGACACUUUUUUUUUUUCUCUCUCUCUCUUAAAGCACUUUUUCUUUUAAACACAAGCAUGACAUGUUCUAGAUUGUUUUAUUUUUUGUCUUAAAUCUUCUUAAAUUGGCCCUGUCUUAACUUUGUUGGAACGUGUUCCAAUCCAUAUUUCAACUGUACUGUUUUCAUUCAAAUACAGGUCAAAUUUGCAUUUC
Messenger RNA from Pygocentrus nattereri (red-bellied piranha), 4134 nucleotides. RefSeq names its product circadian associated repressor of transcription a (gene ciarta). Bases 384 to 1400 code for a protein of 338 amino acids. Gene Ontology annotation, cellular component: nucleus. The record is from RefSeq and is a predicted model, not a curated record. NCBI's taxonomy places the organism in Eukaryota, Metazoa, Chordata, Actinopteri, Characiformes, Serrasalmidae. Gene Ontology annotation, molecular function: RNA polymerase II cis-regulatory region sequence-specific DNA binding. Gene Ontology annotation, biological process: negative regulation of DNA-templated transcription; circadian regulation of gene expression. The transcript has 8 exons.